Molecule: messenger RNA, 3889 nt
Organism: Cebus imitator (Panamanian white-faced capuchin)
Lineage: Eukaryota; Metazoa; Chordata; Mammalia; Primates; Cebidae
Gene: PHYHIPL
Product: phytanoyl-CoA 2-hydroxylase interacting protein like
Exons: 5
Coding region: 322-1452 (376 amino acids)
Cellular component (GO): cytoplasm
Molecular function (GO): protein binding
Source: RefSeq, a predicted model, not a curated record
CGCGCGUGCGCGCGUCGUGCUCUCUUCCUCACGUUCCCCGCGCGCUGCGUCCCCUCCCCGCCGGGAGCGCGCGCCUCCAGUCUUCUCGCCGUUUCCUGCUCGGUCUCUCAGAGCUGCACACUCCUCGGAGCUCCUGCCACAGCCGUCGCCUUUGCGGCGGCUCUCCAUACCGGUGCCUCAGCCCCGGCGCUGCAUCACCGCGUCCCAGACCUCCUUCCCUCCCUCUGCCACUCCCCCUCCCUUUCCCGCCCUUCUUGCCCACCGGGCCGGCAAAGAGAGCCUGGAUACGAAGCAGGCGGGCUUGAGAAGGGGGUUGGAAAAAUGGAGGUACCGCGCCUGGAUCAUGCCCUCAACAGCCCCACCAGCCCCUGUGAGGAGGUGAUCAAAAACCUCAGCCUGGAGGCCAUUCAGCUGUGCGACCGGGACGGGAAUAAAUCACAAGACAGUGGCAUUGCAGAGAUGGAAGAACUGCCUGUACCACAUAACAUCAAAAUAAGCAAUAUUACCUGUGACUCAUUCAAGAUUUCAUGGGAAAUGGAUUCAAAAUCAAAGGAUCGCAUUACACACUAUUUCAUUGACCUCAAUAAGAAAGAGAACAAGAACUCCAAUAAAUUUAAACACAAGGAUGUUCCCACAAAAUUGGUGGCAAAAGCUGUUCCCUUGCCUAUGACUGUCCGUGGACACUGGUUUUUAAGCCCAAGAACUGAAUAUACAGUGGCAGUUCAGACUGCCUCAAAACAAGUCGAUGGUGAUUAUGUUGUGUCUGAAUGGAGUGAAAUUAUAGAAUUUUGCACUGCAGACUAUUCAAAAGUUCAUCUAACACAGUUGUUGGAGAAGGCUGAAGUGAUUGCAGGACGUAUGCUUAAGUUUUCUGUUUUUUAUCGUAAUCAGCACAAAGAAUAUUUUGACUAUGUUCGAGAACAUCAUGGGAAUGCUAUGCAGCCCUCUGUCAAGGAUAACAGUGGUAGCCACGGCUCUCCUAUUAGUGGAAAAUUAGAAGGCAUCUUCUUCAGCUGCAGCACUGAAUUCAAUACUGGAAAGCCACCCCAGGAUUCACCCUAUGGAAGAUACAGGUUUGAGAUUGCAGCAGAAAAACUUUUUAACCCCAAUACUAACUUAUACUUUGGGGACUUCUACUGUAUGUACACUGCUUAUCAUUAUGUGAUUCUUGUUAUUGCUCCUGUGGGAUCACCAGGAGAUGAAUUUUGUAAGCAGCGCCUUCCUCAACUAAAUUCUAAGGAUAAUAAAUUUUUGACCUGUACAGAAGAAGAUGGGGUGCUGGUUUACCACCAUGCCCAGGAUGUCAUUUUAGAAGUCAUUUACACUGAUCCUGUGGAUCUUUCUCUGGGCACCGUGGCAGAAAUCACUGGUCAUCAGCUCAUGAGUUUGUCUACUGCAAAUGCAAAGAAAGAUCCCAGCUGCAAAACCUGUAAUAUCAGUGUUGGACGUUAAUGCCCACUCUUCUUAUUCUUACUCAGCCCCUUUUCCUCCCUUAGUAGCAUUGGUCCUCUGUUGUCCAUUUUCAUCACCAGAUGUUUUCCACUGAAGCAUGCACAUGCCACUGUCGCCAAAAACGAACUACCACUUUCCAAAUUUCAUUCAGAGCCAUUUUAGUGUUUUCCUAUUCCCUACCCCUCCCACUACUUUCAACGGUGAAAUACCCUAAUUUCUCCUUCUGACACUUUAUUGCCUAGAUGCUGCAAUGUUUUUAUGUUUCCUUUAUGCCAAACAUAACAAAACAGUUAUAUAGACCGCUUUAGCAAAGUACAAAAUAAUGGCUUAUAAAUGGUGUUUAAAUAUACAUUCAUUUUAAUCUACUGAAUAAAUAUUGGAAUAACUCCAAACCGCAUGAAAGGGUGUAAUUGCAGCAUGAGUUAAAUCUUGAAGCCUAGAAUUGUCAGCAUUUCCAACUCCUUGUUUGACAGUGUUAUUUAUGUUAUUUAUAUUAGCUAACAGGAAACAACUACUGUGUUAUCAACAUAAUAAAUAUAAUAGAAAAAUAUUUUAUUUGUAUUGUUGUAUAAAAUAUUUACAAUCAUAUAGAAUAUAUAGAGUUACAUUUUAAUAGCAAUUGUAUACAUGUCAUGAAACCAUUUCCCUUAUCAAAGAUGUAAUUUGUAAACCUCAAAUAGUUGUGUAUCUGUCCUGUUACAAGUAGAUGACUUCAAUUAAACAAAUUUAUGAAGGACAUUAUUCUGAUUCAUAAAGUUAUAAAAUAUUAGGUAAAUACAGAGAAAACAAUAAGCCUCUGAAAUAGUCUGUUUCUGAAAUAGUCAAUAGUCUUCCCAUUCAAACUAUAAGAAAAUGUGAAUUUCUUCAACAUCAUACUUAAACAUUACAGAAAAAAGAAAUACAAACAAGGUUGGUACAUGAGAGAAAAUGUUGCCCUUUUACUUCCUUUUACAAAAAUGAAAAUAAUAAACAGGCCUUAAUAUAAAAUAACACAAAAUGAUAUGCACUAAAAUUGAUGAAGCAAAUAAAUAUUCUGGCUUCUUUUCCAAGGUGUCAGGGCAAACAGUUUCCAAAUCUUUCAUUUUGUACAGAAGGAAGAAUAACUUCAGCUCAUGAGAAAUUUUUUGACUUUACAAAGUAUAUGCCUUGCAACAUUAAGAAAAAUGUAUACUCCCAAUGAAAAAAUAGUUAUAUAUAAUCUUAUAGUAAACAAAAGGAUUAGCAGUAAUACUAUGGUCACAUUAGAUUAUAUACUGCAGACACAUAUCUAUCCAAAAUACCUAUUUUAAAUUUUAAUACAAUAUUUUAUUUUAAUAUAAACAUCUGUCAGUUAUAGACAAAGAAGAUAAUUCACAAAGUACAUGCUAUCAGAAUGAACUUUGGUAACCAGAAAUGUAAAAUUUCAAAUAACAGAUAAAAUAAUAUGUUAUUUUUAUAGAGAAAUAAAAAAAAUAGAAGUGACACAAUCUAGUUUGUUUUAGGGUACUGAGAGCCUCACAGACUUAAGGGACAAGAUAGUAAAUGUUUUAUCACUCAAAAUCCAUCAGAAGUUUCAAAUAAAUUACUUUCUUGCUAGCUGUAUUCUUUCCUACUUGAGAAGUAGAAUUUGUUUUCUUCCUCUUAUUGAUUUUUAAAAAUCAUGCUCUUUUCCAUACAUCAUGAACAAUCUUUGGAUACUAAAACUUCCCCUAACAAGUGUCCCAGCUAUGUUAUUUAGAUUUGAUGAACUAUUAGAAGUUUUUUAAAAUGCUUAUAUUGACUGUGAGUUUUCUGCUUGGCAUGGAGGACACUGAAUUGUUUCCCAAUUAUAUGGCUACCUGUUGUAUCCUUCCUUCCAUUUAAAUCCCUUCUCCUUGUAUGUAAUUAAACUUGCUAUUCCUUCUUAAAAACAGCUAAUACUACCACUAAAGUGCUUCCAUUAUCAUUGUGUCAGAACUACUUAGCAAGGGUGGCAGAGGAAAAUAAACUUGACUUUAUAUCAUGGGUGAAAGUGAUCAUAACAUUUCCUGAACCUCAAAUGGUUUUGGCCACAUCUUGCUUGCUGAUGAGGACCUCUAAUAGUCUCAGUUUGGCUUUUAUGUGCUUAUAUUCAUAAUACUCAUCUGCCAUUGGUAUCCUGUCUUCCUUUUGUGGACUUCUGCAAGAAAAAAAUACGUUUAUUACUUCACAAUGAAUCCAGUGAUUAAAUAUUCUUUUAUAAUUCAUAUAUGAAAAAGCAUACUGUAACAGCUUCUACUUGGUUUUUGCAUCAUAUCUUCUUUUACUUCCCUUUCACCUUCAUUCACUCCCCCUUCCAUGUGUUACUAAGUUUCUAAAUAACAGUAACCUUUGAAAACUUGAAUGACAUAAGUGUUUUGAAAAUCUGUGGUCCGGUGCGUAGACUUACAACAAUGGGGUAAGUGAAAAGAUCUAAGGAGAAAUAAACAAACAAAAACCA